Manihot esculenta (cassava) is the source of this 2278-nucleotide messenger RNA. Its product is annotated as auxin response factor 1. Gene Ontology annotation, cellular component: nucleus. The transcript has 10 exons. NCBI's taxonomy places the organism in Eukaryota, Viridiplantae, Streptophyta, Magnoliopsida, Malpighiales, Euphorbiaceae. Gene Ontology annotation, biological process: regulation of DNA-templated transcription; response to hormone. Gene Ontology annotation, molecular function: DNA binding. The record is from RefSeq and is a predicted model, not a curated record. Bases 466 to 2133 code for a protein of 555 amino acids.
CAAGCUAUACUGAUGUUCUAAAAAAGGAACUAUUUGAUACAUGUGCCGGUGUCACCCUUCCUUAUAGAGGGCAACGCGUUUAUUAUUUUCCACAAGGUCACAUAGAACAGCUUGGAGGUCCAAUGGAUGUGGGGAAAGAGCUUCUGUUUGAACUUCCGCCUAAAAUUCUUUGUGAAGUGAACAAUGUUAAGUAUAUGGCUGAACGUGAAACGGACCAAAUUUCUGUGGAAAUAACAUUGUUUCCUCUAACAGCUCAAGGAGAGGUCCCCAGCCCAAAUCCUCAAUUUUUGGCUACUGAAAUGUCUGCAGUUCGUUCCUUUUGUAGAACACUUACUGCUUCAGACAUAAGCAAACAUGGUACUUUAUUUAUUAACAUGUGUGAUGCGAAGAACUUUCUACCUCCAUUGGUUAGCAUCUAAUCUUUAACUAUCGAUCUCAUUCUUUUCCAGUACAGGAUAAUUACCUAUGUACAUGUUAACCAUGUUUUUGUUUUCUUUCCUUCUCAGGAAAUGUCACAAGGGGUACAUGGUUGGGAUUUGGAGGAACCUCAUCAGUACUUGGUUGCAACUGAUCUACAAGGAAAAGAUUGGCGCUUCAAACAUGUUUUCAAGGGGGUGGAAGGAAUUUGCCAAGUCAAAAAAACUAGCAAUAGGUGAUGUGUUAGUCUUCUUAAGGGGAGAAUCAGGAGACCUUCUGGUUGGAUUAAAGAAGCUUAUGAAGCAAGACACAGAUUGCAAACUUCCUGUUAUAUCUUCAGAAAACAUGUGUAUUGGUGUUCUGGCUGGUGCUCAUUCGGCCAUUAACUAUGGAACUAGAUUUUCUUUCAUCUACAAGCCUAGGCCAAAAAAGUGCGAGUUCAUGGUAGAUGUCAACAAGUACCUUAAAGCUCAAAAUUACAACUUAUCAAUCGGGACAAGGUUUUCAAUGAAAUUUGAGGCUGAGGAAGUUAUGGAACAAAGCUUCACUGGCAGUAUUGUUGGUUUUCAUGAUAAUGCAUCAUCAAGAUGGGCUGGUUCUGAGUGGAGAUAUAUAAAGGUUCAAUGGGAUAAACCUUCAACAUUCUUUCCAGAAAGAGUGUCACCAUGGGAAUUGGAACUGAGUUCAAACUCUCAAAUGAGCCAAAGGAGCAAACGAGCACAACCAAAUAAUACUGUUGAUUUUACUCAGUACGUUCCCUGCCAAAGGCGUAAGACAGACAGACAACUUAAGGAGAGUUGUUCUCAUGUUUACGAGAAAGAGUCUAACUAUGGGGUUGAAGGAAAGGAUUAUGUUGAUGCUAGCGAAGCUAACAAGGAGGGGGAGAUUCAGGUGAGCGAAAGUGAUAUUGUUAGUUUGCAAAAAAGCAGUGAUCCAGCUGAAACAAAUAUAUGUGACGAUAUCGAAUGUCUCUUUAGAGAGAGUGAUUACAUCGAUGCAUGUGAGUUUCCGUGGGCGGAAAGUCCACCUAGUUUGCAUCAUGAAGCCAUAGCUCUUCCUUCCACCGAGUUUGAAAAUUUGCCUCUGGCUGCUCGAACACCUACUUCUUCUCUUGGUGUUUUGCAUAGUGAGUGUGCAUUUCUCCCUUCAUGUAAAACUAAUGGUAUCCUUCCAACCGAGUGUGAAAAUUCAUUGCGGCUGCUGCCUCAAGUUGCAAGCACAUCUCAUGGAGACAUGACUGAAACUUCCUACAUGCAUUGUUUCAAAAGAGAUUUUCAUGGUUUUCAGGUGUGGCACCAUCUCAUCCCUUACCUGGGGUGGUUCUCUGUCAAAAUGGGUGACUUUUGGAAUGAUGCCCGGAUACAAAGAGCAGAUACUGUAUCAUCUGUGUUGAAUGGACUUGGAGAGGCAUUGUGUCUCAAGGAUAGAAACUGGGAAUCAUUGAACAGAGAUGAAUUAGAGAAGCUAAUAAAUGGGAUCAAUGAUUCUUUAAUUGCUGGUUUCAAGCUGGAUUGCCUGAAACCUAUUGCAUUAAAAGCUGAGGGAGUGUUGAAAGCAAGGGAGCAGUGUGAUUCUUUGCAGAGUCGAAGGUCUUCUCUAGAAUCUCAACUUCGAGAGUUAGAUUCUGAACGCCAGAAUGUAGUGGGUGAGCUGCAAAAUGUUCGUCAAGGGCUUAGAUCUCUCACUGAAGGAUUUGUUUAUGAGUCUAUGCUUUAAAUGUUUAGCUUCUAGAUUUGAAUUUUUAUUUGAUUGAUGUAAUGUGGUUUAAUGGAUGGUGUAGGCCAAAAUGAAUUCAGAUUCGGACCAGUUUUACCCCACACUUGAUCAAGAAUUUAAUUUAAUGUUUGGAAUUGAUGACUCC